This is a messenger RNA of Lycium ferocissimum, 956 nucleotides long. Its product is annotated as exosome complex component RRP41-like. Bases 6 to 770 code for a protein of 254 amino acids. Gene Ontology annotation, biological process: rRNA catabolic process; nuclear mRNA surveillance; U4 snRNA 3'-end processing. NCBI's taxonomy places the organism in Eukaryota, Viridiplantae, Streptophyta, Magnoliopsida, Solanales, Solanaceae. The record is from RefSeq and is a predicted model, not a curated record. The transcript has 7 exons. Gene Ontology annotation, cellular component: nuclear exosome (RNase complex); cytoplasmic exosome (RNase complex); nucleolus.
UAAUAAUGGCCGGAAAAACGGGGUCGACGGCGAGUACAUAUUCACCGUCACCUGCAACGCGCAAAAAGAAGAGAGUCUCCUCUAUUGCUGAUUGGGUUCGCCCCGAUAAUCGUACCUUCUAUCAAUGCCGUCCUGCUUAUCUGAGGACUGGUGCUGUGAGCACAGCAGCAGGAUCAGCAUAUGCAGAGUUUGGAAACACCAAAGUCAUUGUAUCUGUGUUUGGGCCAAGGGAAAGUAAGAAAGCAAUGAUGUACAGUGAUACAGGACGCUUAAAUUGUGAUGUUAGUUACACAACUUUUGCCACCCCUGGUCGUGGGCAGGGAUCAGACAACAAGGAACUUUCUUCAAUGUUACACAAAGCUUUAGAAGGUGUUAUAAUUCUAGAAUCCUUCCCAAAGACUACUGUGGAUGUUUUUGCUUUGGUAUUGGAAUCUGGUGGAAGUGAUCUCCCAGUGGUCAUAUCAUGUGCUAGUCUAGCUUUAGCAGACGCAGGAAUUUUGCUGUAUGACUUGGUUGCCGCAGUUUCUGUGUCUUGUCUUGGAAAGAACCUUGUUAUUGAUCCUGUUUCCGAGGAAGAAAGUUACCAAGAUGGAAGCUUAAUGAUUACUUGGAUGCCUUCACGUAAUGAGGUCACUCAAUUGGCUGUAACUGGAGGAUGGUCGACACCAAAGUUUCACGAGGCAAUGGAGCUGUGCCUUGGUGCUUGUUCUAAACUGGGAGAGGUUAUGCGAUCAUGUUUAAAAGAUGUUGUUACUGAUUCAAAAGAAUAGAGCAUUGUACUUUGUGCUUCUUUAGUCAAGAUUACAGAAUCAGCUAUUAGUUUUCUCCUACAGGGCCUGUAAAUUUUGCCAUUCCAGAUUAAACUUUUUUCACACGGCCUGAUUUUGCGCUGUGGAUUCUGUCAAAUCAAUGGAACAUUUUUUUUUUGGAUAUAUCAGCAAGAAUAUUGAAAAUGA